Messenger RNA from Linnemannia hyalina, 2835 nucleotides. Lineage: Eukaryota; Fungi; Mortierellomycota; Mortierellomycetes; Mortierellales; Mortierellaceae. The record is from the annotation of a GenBank genome assembly.
AUGAAGGCCACACUAAUUGUCUCGGCUCUGCUGGCGGCAACAAUGGUCGUCUCGGCAGGAAGACUGCACACCCCAACCCCCUCCAACUCCCAGCAGCUCGUCCGCCGGUCGUUCAUUGUCGAGUACGACCACCACCACUCCCACUCCCACUUUGCCACUGCACUCAAGCGUCGACAAAUCGAAGUCGAUGUCCACAAGGAGUACGAGAUCUUCAAUGGAGCCGCCAUCACCCUCCGCUCGGACGAACACAGCGGCGAGCAUCUGGCUACCUUGGCUGGCGUCAAGAAUGUCUGGCCCGUCACCACCUACUCCCUGCCUCACAUCCGUGAACCCCCCAACCCCAUUGAGACCCUUGCAGAGGGUGUCAUCCAGGCAGCUGCAGUAUCGAACCACAACUCGACCGGUGUCAACGUCCUCCACGACUCCUUCAACCUCACGGGCGCAGGGAUUAAGGUGGGCGUCCUUGAUUCGGGUGUAGACUACAACCACCCCGUCUUUGCUAUCCCUCCGGCCACCACGGGCUGCUUUGCCGUCGACUCUCUAACCUGUCGGUUUAUCAAGGGAUGGGACUUUGUGGGCGAUGCCUACACCAGCGAGAGAAAGCCCGUACCAGGGCCAGACCCAAUGGACAGACAUGGACAUGGAACCCAUGUGGCCGGUAUCAUCGGUGGCAACGCUCUCUCCCCGACUAUUGUCCCUCGACCAAUUACUCCAUGGGUCGGUGUUGCCCCUGGAGUCACCUUUGGAAUCUAUAAGGUCAUCGGUAAGGCUGGUGUCACCACGACCGAGGUCUUGUUGUCGGCGAUGGAGAUGGCCUACAAGGAUGGCAUGAAUCUGAUGCACACAGCCCAGCGGGCGGAUGCUCUGAAAAUUAUCAACAUGUCACUCGGUGGUGGGUCAGCCUACAGAGAUGGGCCCGAGGCUAAACUAGCAGAGACCCUGACCGCCAACGGCAUGGUUGUCAUUUCUGCAGCAGGAAACGAGGGCUCCGACGGCGUCUGGAUGGUCUCUGACCUGGGUCUGGGCGACAGCACCACCUCCGUCGCCUCCUUCGACGGCGCAUUCGCAAACUACAGCUACUUCACCUACGCCGGCGUCAACUACCCCUACCAAUCCUCGCUCAUUUUCGGACCUGGUAUUGCAAUCAACACUGGAAUCACUCCCAUCUUGUCGACCCUCGACGGAUCCCUGUCCAGCGGAUGUAACCCGGCCUUUUACUCAGGACUCGACCUCAGAGGCAAAUAUGCGCUUGUCAAGUACUCACCCGGAGAGUGUGAUUCAAAUAUUCGCCAGGCCAGCUUCCAGACUGCCGGUGCAAUCGGCUUCUUGGUUCAGGCACUGCAAGGAGAAUUUGUCGGCUUUGUUGCCACAUCCACCUUCCCUAUUGCUGGAGUCGACUAUGCAUCCGGCUUGGCGUUGAUCGCAGCCUGGAAGGCCAACCCUGCAGGAGCCUUUGUCUGGAGUGGAGCUACAACGGCCGAGUUUCCCAAUCCUGACGGUGGUGGACCCUCCAGUUUCUCGUCGUAUGGUCUAGAUGGUGAACUUCGAUCCAAGCCUGAUGUUGGAGCACCCGGCGGAAAGAUUCUAUCUGCCUACCCUAUUGCCGAGGGUGGAUACAGCGUCUUGUCAGGCACCUCCAUGGCGACUCCCUAUAUUGUCGGAGCCAACGCGUUGUAUAUGGAGUCUAAGCGCGCUAAGCCUCUGGGAGCCGUCAUCCGCAAAGCCUUCAAAAACACGGCUACAUUUAGCCGCGGCCCUGGCUCGGUGAUCGUGGAUUCAGCUCUCAAGCAAGGAGCAGGAUUGAUUAAUGUUCUAAACGCCAUUCGUACGACUUCAUCUAUUACUCCCGACCACAUUGACCUCCUGGACACUGUCAACUUCAAACGGACGACCGAUAUUACCAUCACCAAUUCAGGAGCGACUGCAGAGAUUUACACUCUGUCCCACGUUGCUGCCGAUACUCUUAAUUUUUACUACGUCGCCGGCAACCCCUUUCCUCAAGGCAAACCUUUGGUCUCAAAGGACCAGGCCACCGUCAGCUUUGGAUCGAACCAGAUUCAAAUAGAAGCCGGCCAGUCUACUACAGUGACCUUGACAUUUACUGAGCCUUCGUCAGGAGAUGCCUCCCAGUUCCCAUUGUACUCGGGAUUUGUGGUAGCAACCCCAGCAACAGCAGGUGCGAUCGCAGUCCAUGUCCCUUACACGGGCAUGAAGGGCGAUGUUAGGCAGGUGCCCAUGAUGGAUACCGUCUCUGGAUACCCAAUGCUGACGAUGGUGAGCGCCUCUGGCCGGUCCUUGGUCUCUAUUCCCCGCAGUGCGGUCUUUGACCUGACUCGUCCCAAUGCCACCGUGGUCCCAGUGGUCUUGACCCGUCUUGGCUCGCACACACCCGAUCUGACCAUUCGGGUCUACACUGACAAGAACCAGUUUGCCGGGUUCAUGAGCAGUCCGUCGAAGGGCCCCGCGUUCGGAACGUCUGGUCGCCAGAUGAACCUGGACCAAGAGACGAAUGAGAAGGAGUUUUCGGGCUUUGAUUGGGAGGGCGAGAUCUACCUGGUCGAGAACUCAACCACUACAGCCCAUCAGAUCGUCCCUUCAGGCUCAUAUAAUAUUGUGGUUGCGGCCCAGAAAAAGUUUACAAAGGGCAAAUACCCCGACGACUUUGAGGUCUACAAGCUGGGAUCUUUGUCGGUCAAGACCAACGGUCCUCCUCUCCCCGAAUUGACCGACAAUGGCACCGUUGGAUCGAGUGCUGCCGUCUCAUCCCUUGGGAGCCUUGGAGUUAUUGCCGUGACGAGUGUUUUGAUGUCCUUGGCCAUGGCCAUCGGUCUGUAA